CCCUGUGAGCAGCAUCGCAAAUCAGUCGUCCGAGCAGUGAGCACCGCUGGUGCGGAGGGAAGGGGUGGAAGAUAAAGGGGAAAAGCUAGGAGAGGAAAGGAUAGGUGAAAAGGAUGGAUGGGGGAUCCUUUCAGGGAGAACAAGUAUUGCUGCAGUGGAAACCGUGCGAAGAGGACUGCAGUUUCUGGUGCUGAUGGGAAAGCGGUCGAGGCAGGCACAUCGUCAAGGCACUGUCAUUUUAACCCCAAGUGCCUGUUUGGUGAAGGGGUUUGCCCAUUGUGGAGAACAGGACUACGCAAUUUACGGUAGUGCUGGGACUGAGCAGCCUUAGUGAUGAAGUUUAACUUGUUCAAGCAAGAAACAACGCCUAUGGUCGCAGCAAAACCAACGGGGGCCAGUGACUCGACUGUUACUCCAGCCCCCGUGGGAUUAGUCUCCGCUGGAAACGCCACGGAGCCAGUCAACAAGAACGAUGCCUUUGAUGAGAUCAAAAACAAGUUCCUGAAUGAAAUCGACAAGAUCCCACUGCCAUCCUGGGCCAUCAUUGCCAUUGCCGUGGUCGCUGCUUUACUGAUUCUAACGUGUUGCUUCUGCAUCAUCAAGAAAUGCUGUUGCAAGAAGAAGAAGAACAAGAAGGGCAAGAAAGGGAAGGGUGACAUGGGAAUGAAGAACUUAAAAGGAGAGAAACCUCAGGAUGAUGAUGAUGAAGAAGAUGAUGUUGAGCCAGGCCUAACUGGAGAUGAGAAAGAGGAAGAAGUGAAGGAGAAGGAAAAGCUUGGGAAGCUGCAGUACUCCAUUGAUUAUGAUUUCCAGGAAAACAAGCUAACAAUAGGAAUUCUACAAGCAGCUGAUCUCAUCUCUAUGGACAGUGGAGGCACUUCAGACCCCUACGUCAGAGUCUUUGUCCUGCCUGAUAAGAAGAAAAAGUUUGACACAAAAGUACAUAAGAAAACACUCAACCCAGUCUUCAAUGAGACAUUCAUUUUUAAGAUACCAUUCACUGAAAUGGGAGGGAAGACUCUGGUGAUGGCCGUCUAUGACUUUGACCGCUUCUCUAAACACGACAUCAUUGGAGAGAUUAAGAUACCCAUGAACACGCUGGACCUUGCAAAACCAAUUGAAGAGUGGAGAGAUCUCGACAGUGCUGAUCAAGAAGAGCCAGAGAAGCUUGGUGAUAUUUGCAUCUCUUUACGUUAUGUCCCGACUGCUGGCAAACUCACCAUCUGCAUCUUGGAGGCUAAGAACCUAAAGAAAAUGGAUGUGGGAGGACUAUCAGAUCCCUACGUGAAAAUUAACCUGCUGCAAAAUGGAAAGAGGCUGAAGAAAAAGAAGACGACAGUAAAGAAGAAUACUUUGAAUCCUUACUACAAUGAGUCUUUCAGCUUUGAGAUUCCUCUUGAGCAAAUGCAGAAAAUCCAAGCCGUCAUCACAGUGCUAGAUUAUGACAAGAUCGGCAAGAACGAUGCCAUCGGGAAGAUUUGGGUGGGAAGCAAGGCCACGGGGGCUGGGCUGAAACACUGGUCCGACAUGCUGGCCAACCCCCGCCGCCCGAUUGCCCAGUGGCAUCCGCUGCAGCCAGAGGAAGAGGUGGAUGCCUCCCUAGCAGCGCUGACUGCCAAGAAGUAAAAUAAUUAAAAAAAAAAAAAAAAAACCUCCACCCGCCCCCAUACUUUCCUACCUUUGCAUAUCCAGUUGUUUCACUCAAGUCCCACAUAUCAAUGUAUAUUCCAGAAGAACACCCGAAUCUGCUCCCUCCAGCACAUUUCUGUCCCACAGCCAUCAUUGUAAAAGAUCCAUAGAAACUAUUUGAUAUGAUGGGAAAUGUAGUUUAAAAAAAUCAUAUUAUAUUAAGUCAUGUCACUAAAAAAAAGAAGACAAGUUGCAGGAUGGACAGCUACUCAGUCAUUUUUGUUUUAGAUCUAUUUUUAUAUCGGAGUUGUGGUUCCAUUAUUAAGCUUACAGAGUAGACUAUAACAGGAGUGUAAUUUGGGAAUCUGGUGAUUUAGAGGGAUGACACGUACAUUCAUUCAUAUUCUACUUCUCACCCUUUUUCCCUUUAGUGACAAAGUUUGCUUAGAAUAGUGCUUAACAAUAAAAUGCUUUAUACUGCCAUAUGAUAGAGAGACAACACAAGCAGGUCCAUUCCGUAGGUGUUUUGUGCACCAUAUCCCACACCUGCCAGUUAUCAUCCUAGAUGAUUCUGUUAGUUGGAAGUACAUUCCUAGAGUUGGGUAGCAAAGUAGGGAUUAGGCCCAGUUACCCACAAACACUGCCUUUUUGGAUUAGUUACCCUUCCGCCCAUCGUCUCAGGAGAACUGAGAGGAAAACUCCAUGCCUUUUUUUUCUAAACGGGUUCUUAUUGUUAGCAGUUAUACAGCGUGACGAGAAAAGAAAAUGUGACACUAAAAUUGUAAGAAUUCUGCUGACCUUAGGCUUAUGACUGAAGUUAGUUAAACCACAAUUUAUUGAGUUAUAUGGAGAGUAUGACAGAUAAAUUGCAAAAAAAAAAAGUGUGCUUGUGUAUUUUAAAUUGUGUUGAAGAAAAAAAAAAAAAAACAACGUCUGUCAUCCGUACUACAAAAAAGUUUGGAAAUACCAGUGGCUACAAAAAGAGAGACUGAUCCCAACCACAGCUGACAUUAUAUUUACAAGGUGUCAAUAACUGCCUACAGCCCUCGACGUUCCCCUCCCGACAUCCGAUUCUGUAUAUCACUUGUUCAGUGUUACUGCCAUUAGUCAUGAACUUGACACAAGGGUUUUUACUUCAAAGGAAUCCCUAUAACCGUCUUACAGUCAUAAAGGAGACAAGCCUUCCAAGUAACAAAAUAAGCAAUUUUCAACUACCAGGGACGCCUUCCAGUUAGAGGUGUUGUUCUCUUCCUUUCCUUUUUUUUGUUCUACUUUUUUUUCUACUUAAUAAUUGAGUUUACCUUCAAACACUUUUAUUCCUUAAGCACUUUAAUUGCUAAUGUUUUGUGUACAUAUGCUCAGAAGUCAGAGCUUUAACAAUUUAGGGAGAUUCAUUUUGUUGCUUUUGCUUCUGCUUACUUUGGCCUCAGCCUAUAUGUGUGUGUGUGUGUUUUGAAUUGUUUGAAUUACGAUUAUUUCACUUGAUUGCAAAAAGUCUGGAAGAAAUCGCACUGAUCCUUGUGUAUUUUAUGCACAGCUUACCAAACUGUCGAUUAUGAAUUGCACUAGCAAGUAUUGUUCUGUUAUGUGGUUCCUGACACUGUUCUUAGGUGUGUGUUUUUCUUUUCCUGAGAGAUAUAGUGUGAUAAAAUUGAUCGUUUCUGUGCCACACAGAGACAAGUCUUGUCUUGUGAAUGGAAGGGAAAAGAAACACAUUGAGUUCAGUGCUGCUUUGUGGUCUCUUCCCGGAAUGAAACAAUGCAGUAUAGAGAGACAAAGUCGGUUCCAGGUAACUGUAACUGAUUUUUUUGACUAAUUUCGACCCUUUCACACAUAAUGAUAACAUUUCUCAAAAUGUGGUUCCAGUUAGUCUGCUCAGGUGGGCAACUUUAUUUAGACUGAAUAAUUGAUAUGUUAUCAAAUAAUUAACUUUAUAUUCGAACUAUAAAUGUUUUAAAAAGCUGCUAUUGCGCACUUCUGACCACAUUUUUGACUGAUAUUGUUCAAAUAAUGACACUUAAAUGACACAAGAAACGACACUUCAACCAAUGCUCUCUGCAUAUUCCUGUCCAAUUCACCUAUCACGAAGCUAUUUCCUCUUUCAAUUUAAAAAUGUGUUUCUACAAAAACAACAAAAAUAUUCACCGUAACAAAAAGGAGAAGAGCAUCAUUUGUAAUCUUAUUGAUGAAGAAACAUAUUUACAAUUGUUAACAGUUACAAAUUUCACUGAGAUCAUUUGGCUCUUUAUAUUUGUACGUUUAGAUUCUGAGAGAAAUUUUUGAGCGAAAACCUCGACUUGUAACUGACAACACACUAUUAAAGCUCAUCACCCGUGAAUAAAGUCAAUUAAAUGUUAAUUAGGUUUUGUGAGCAUUUGGAGCCCUCUAUACUUUUUCACAAGAAAACUUCCAGCUUUCUCUAUAGCAAAUACAGGAACAAACACUUUAUUGCAUUUCUUUGGGG
Poeciliopsis prolifica (blackstripe livebearer) is the source of this 4093-nucleotide messenger RNA. Its product is annotated as synaptotagmin-2-like. Lineage: Eukaryota; Metazoa; Chordata; Actinopteri; Cyprinodontiformes; Poeciliidae. Gene Ontology annotation, molecular function: syntaxin binding; phosphatidylserine binding; clathrin binding. Gene Ontology annotation, biological process: regulation of dopamine secretion; regulation of calcium ion-dependent exocytosis; calcium ion-regulated exocytosis of neurotransmitter. The record is from RefSeq and is a predicted model, not a curated record. Gene Ontology annotation, cellular component: synaptic vesicle membrane; axon; dense core granule. The transcript is spliced from 10 exons. The coding region runs from base 334 to 1626 and encodes 430 amino acids.